ACACUCUUCCUGUAUGACCAGAGCUAUCAAUUCUUCAAGGUCCGAACUUUAUGCAAUCAAGGUUACCAAUUGUGUUGCUAAAGACCUCUUACAUAUAGAAGCUCGUAAAGAAAGGCAUAAAGAUGAUAAAAGCCUUAGUUGGCUUCACGCUGCUGUUCUGUUGGAAGCAAUGUAUAUAUGCGCAAGUCAGCCCGAAGUAUUUCAUAGCAGCACCGAAUCUUCUUCGAGUUGGAAUCGAAGAAACAGUGUCUGUGUCUGUGUUUGAUGUGAACGGUGAUGUCGACAUACAAUUAUCCCUUCAAGAUUUCCCGAACAGGAGAAAAACAUUCUCCCGUGUCUCAGGAAGAUUCAGAGCACAGCAACCUGGUCUACUGAAAAUAAAAGUAAACGCGAAUGACUUACAUGACCUGAGAUCACUAGACAAACAAUAUGUCUACCUUAAAGCGAGUUCUAACACUCCUGGUAUUGUAUUCAAUGAUGAGAUUAAAAUUCUUGUCAGUUACCGAAAUACCAUGGUCUUUAUUCGAACUGACAAACCCAUAUAUAACCCCGGACAGACAGUCAACCUUCGAGUUAUACCUCUCGGUCUGGAUUUAACAGCAUCAAAAAACAACGUCACAAUUGAGAUUCUGAAUCCUCAAGGUAUUCGUGUGGCGAGAUGGAAAGAUCUUAACACCAACGAAGGUUUCUUCUCGCGUCGUUAUGAAUUAUCCGAGAAUGUGCUUCUUGGAGUGUGGAAGAUUAAUGCCUUAUAUGGACACGGGCGUGUGCAGAAUGCCUCAAUCAAAUUCGAAGUCAAAGAGUACAUUCUGCCCAAGUUUUCUGUGAAUAUUGAGGGUCCGUCAUACAUAUUGGAGAACGAUUCAUCAAUUUCAAUAAAAAUCAAAUCGGAAUAUACUUAUGGCGAAGGGGUUCAAGGAGCAGUUCGGGUGAAUCUUGCUGUUCUUGACGAUAGUGGAAAAGCUGAACGAUUUAGCACCUCUUUACACUUGCUACAGGGCGGAAAAGCAACCGUUAACGUUCAAACCAACCUAAUCAAGGACCAUCCGAAAAUACUCUGGUUUCCUGAUGGCAAACGACUAUUGAUCGAAGCUAAAGUAACUGAACAAGCAACAGGAACUGAAGAAAAAGCAAUGGAUAAUAAAAUAUACUUCACCAAUUCUCCCUUAAAGAUUAGCUUUAAAAGAUCUCCAAAAUUCUUCAAACCAGGAGUACCUUUCCUUAUUAAGGUUGACGUAACCUACGUGAAUGGUAAGCCAGCAGAGAAUAUUGACAUUGAAAUUGAUGCGAAGACUGACGGCGGAGUGGCAGUCUUAGAGCGUGCUGUUGAUGGCGUUCAAGCCAGUGGAGACAAAACAAACCAACUCGGUCAUGGCGCUUUUGUUAUUGAUAUUCCUAGGUUAUUUACCAUCAAUCGUCUGGAUAUUAAGGUCAGUGCUAAAACCAAUCAAGGGGGAGUGGAUAUCAUUUCAGAAGCGAUGUUUCAACCAACUAUGUACAGUUCCAGCGGAAAUAACUACUUGUUCGUUCGAUUCCUUACGAAGGCUAAAGUUGGUGAAUCAGUUGUGAGCGAAGCAUUUGUUUUAUCCAAUCAAAACCCAAGUUCUUUAACUUAUUUGGUAAUUGCUAAUGGUCGGGUUGUUACCCAAGGAUCAAUCGACAGAAACCUGGGUGUGGUAACGUCAAUUAGACUUCUAGUAACUCCAGAGAUGUCACCACAAGCACGAUUUAUAGCUUAUUAUCAUGCAAACAAUGAGCUGGUUGUUGACAGCGCUAUCAUGGAGGUCGAGGAAGAGUUGCCUAAUAAGGUUACCUUCCUUGGUAAUCAACAUCCCCAGAAAUUACCAGGCCAACCUCACAAGAUCGAAAUUCAAAGUAGCCCGCAUUCCCAUGUUGGCGUUCUGGCUGUUGAUCAGAGUGUUUAUCUCUUAAGAGAUGAUAAGCAUCUUACUAGUGACGAGGUAUUUAAAAGAAUGAAAUCACAUGAUCUUGGAUGCGGAGCAGGAGCAGGGAUGGACAACAAAGACGUACUAAGACGGGGAGGUCUUGCUGUGAUGACAAGCAUCAACAAUCUUAAAACCGAUACCAGGGAAGAUUUUAAUCCUUGUGCUCCUGAUGCGCGAAGAAGACGCAGAAGUGCAGAUGAUGUUGUGGACCAAGCAUGUUGUCUACUUGGUCAGCUAUCGGACCCAGCCACUUGUAAAGCUCGGGCGAUGAGCUUCUCCAAUUCAAAUCUGUCCUCGUCAUUUCAUCCACGUGAUGCCUGCGUGAUACAGUUCUAUACAUGUUGCUACAAAGCAUUUGAGAUGGAUCACCGAGGAAGAUCUGGCGACGUCGACAUACCAAAUGACCUGUUAAAUAACCUUCCAUUCGAUGGUGAUAAAUUAUUCAUGGAGUUAGCUUUAGAGCAAGCUCAAAUGAGAACAAAUUUUCCAGAAAAGUGGUUGUUCGAGGAUGCAAAAGCCGGUAAGAAUGGUCGUGUCAUGUUCCCUGUUACAGUACCAGACACGAUAACAUCGUGGGUACUGCAAGCGAUUGCCGUUUCAAACACCACUGGCUUUGGUGUAACUCCAUCAUUCAGCUUGAAAGUUUUCAAACCUCUCUUCCUGUCUCUGAAGCUGCCGUAUUCAGCACAACGUGGCGAACAAAUAUCUGUUAUAACUACUGUGUUCAAUUACAAGGCCACGGAUGAAAAGGUUUAUAUAUUUCUCGAGAAACAACGUGGCGAUCAUUAUUGUACGUAUUCAGAAUCCGGAAGAGGAGGUGCAACGUAUACAGUCCAAGUUAAAGGUCAUGGAGCAACGUCUGUAUCGUUCCCUAUUGUCCCCACUGAAAUUGGAGAAAUGUCUAUUGGGGUCAAAAUUAUCUCGGGAAACGGCGAGGGCGAUGGUGUACGACGAACAUUUAAAGUAUUGCCCGAGGGGAUGGAAAGACGACAGACAUAUUCAGUAGUUCUCGAUCCAUUAGAUGUCUUGCGUGAUCCAGCAGAAGCCCAGCCUACUACUGCACCAACCACGCCAUCCAAAAUACAGACUUCAAAACAGGGAAAUGGUGAACAGAAGAACCGACUAAGUAUUACGUUGCCAAAUUCAACUAUUCCUGAAUCAGAGUAUGCCUUACUUACAGUUAUUGGCAACCUGAUUGGGCCAGCUGUAUCGAAUAUCAUCGAAGGUCGCGGAUUGGAUUCUAUCAUUAAACUUCCCACAGGCUGUGGUGAACAAACUAUGUUAAAACUUGCGCCUAAUGUGUUUGUUCUAAACUAUCUGCGAAGUACCAAACAGGUCACCAGACAUAUUGAAGAAACUGCGUUCAACUAUAUUCGAUCAGGCUAUCAGCAUGAAUUGAAUUACCGUAAAACUGAUCACUCAUUCAGUGCGUUUCAAAAUCGGCCUGGUAGUACAUGGCUGACGGCUUUUGUAAUGAAGACAUUCUGUGCAAUUCAGAAACUUGAUGGAAUUGAUAUUGAUCAAAAUGUUAUCGACACGGGAAUACAUUGGUUGACGUCAAGACAGCGGGCUGAUGGUGCCAUACCAGAGAAUCACCCUGUUAUUCAUCAAGAAAUGGAUGGUGACAUUAACAGCGACAUAACAAUGACUGCAUAUGUUGUAACAGCUUUCAUUGAGUGUAACAGUUUUACACCGAACUCGGUUCAAACAGUGAGAAACGCUGUUGCAUAUUUGGAGAACGCACGACCCAAUGUAGGACGCGUGUAUGUGAAAGCUGUGAUUGCGUACGCCUUGGCAUUAGCAGACAGCCCUCAGAAACUCAACGCGAACCAAGAUUUGAUAAACAGUGCUAUUUACGAUGGAGGGAAGAACACGCGUUAUUGGCAUGAUGGUCAAGGAGGUAAUGCUAUUGAUGUUGAAACAACAUCUUACGCAUUGCUUACUCAAAUGGUCCUCAAAAGGCGAGGUUAUGCAGGACCCAUCGUGGUCUGGUUGACAGAACAAAGAAAAGGCGGUGGCGGCUUCAUCUCCACCCAGGACACAUGCGUAGCUCUACAAGCUCUGGCUGCUUACAGUGAGGAAACUGGUGGAGAUCAAAUGAAUCUUCGUAUUGAAAUCACUACAGACAGAGAAUACAAAAAAACAUUAACGAUUAAUCAGAACAAUGCUCUGGUACAACAACAAUUAGAUAUUACCAAUCUCAUUGGAGAUGAAUUGUUUAUUGAGACAAAAGGUUCAGGUGUAGCUCAGCUACAGAUUGAAUCCAGAUACAAUACACCGCUGUCUGAAAUCGAGGUGUGUCAAUUUGACCUGGUGGUGACGACCGUAGAACGAGAAGGACGGUUUUAUGAUCCACCUAUUCUUGUAAAACCAAAACCGACAAAAUCGCCAAAUAGAAGCAAUCGCAAAGGUAACAAUAAAAAAUGCAGAAAAAACAAGGGGAAGAAAUGUACUAGAAGGAGAAGAUGCAAAGGAAAACGACGACGAAGAUGUAAAAAUAAGGGAAGUGGUAGACGCAGAGCUCCUAAACCUACAACCCCUGCUCGGCCCAUUACCACGCGGCCUCCACAGAAUGAUGCGCCUGCGCCGAACACAGUCUCAAUCAAGAUUUGUACUAAGUUCAAAAAAGCUGGGGAAAAUGCGGGAAUGUCCAUCAUCGACGUUGGUAUCUUGACUGGAUUCAGCGUUAAACAAGAAACCUUAGUUGAGCUACGUGACAAAGUGAAACCUGGUAUAGCGAAAUUUGAGAUCUCAGACCGUCAUGCUGUUCUUUACGUUGAUAAAAUCCCAAGUUCGCAUCACUUGUGUUUCAACUUGGAACUACAGAGAGAAUUUGAAGUUGGCAUAGUCCAGCCAGUACCCGUCACCGUAUAUGAUUAUUAUGAUCCAGACAACAGGUGUACCAAGUACUAUGGUCCUGAAACAGGCAGUAGGUUAAACCUCGCCACGUGUGAACACGACAGCUGCAAAUGUGCAAUAGAUAAAUGUGCCUCAUGCAAACCAUCCAAUGACGCUAAUAAUGUUGUCGACGAGUUAUGUAAAAAAUACGACUAUGGUUUCAAAGGAAAACUAAGAAAUAUUGACGAAAAAGGCAAAUGGCUUCGUUUGACAUUCGACAUAGAAGAUGUCUAUAGAGAAAGCGCAACGAAAAAGAUUACAAAAAGGACGCGGCGCAUCGUGUAUUCUAAAAGCACCGAAUGCGACUGCCCCAGAUUUGCAAGAAAAAUCGACAGUGAUUUCCUCAUAAUGGGUACAGACCAUGGCCUCCUGGGUUCAAACCAGGUAAAAAUGGGUGCAAGUGUGUUUGUCAAAGAAUUGCCACGGAACAGCGCCGACUUUUUCAGGGAGUUUUUGAGAACUCUUAAAAAGGGUUGUUGAAGAACGGUUUAAAGUGACUGAUAAAAUAUAAGAUUACAGUAUAAUAACUAAGCAAAGUUUAAGAACAGUGAUUUUCUGACAUAAUUUAGAUUCCUAAACAGUAAAAUAACUAAAAUUGUCAAGAAGAAAAGUAAAAGUAAAAUAUGCUUCACGUUUCCAUUGUGAUAUGAAU
Molecule: messenger RNA, 5496 nt
Organism: Dendronephthya gigantea
Lineage: Eukaryota; Metazoa; Cnidaria; Anthozoa; Malacalcyonacea; Nephtheidae
Product: complement C3-like
Exons: 42
Coding region: 123-5324 (1733 amino acids)
Cellular component (GO): extracellular region
Molecular function (GO): endopeptidase inhibitor activity; protein binding
Source: RefSeq, a predicted model, not a curated record